AUGUCGGGUCAAUACUACACCCCGCAGCGCUACUUCCCAUCGCCCCAGAACCCAUCAACCUCAUCCUCCCGCCCCGGCGCAGCUCCCCAGUCAACAGCGACAGGAACAGGCUUCACCCCGACCAUGCGCGACCGUCAGGCCCGCGGCAAGGACCCUUAUUCCCCGCACGACAGCCCGUCGGAUUCAGACAUGGAUUUCGACGCCGUCGAUUCGCCUUCGGCGCGGGGCAACGGCGUCGGACGUCUAGGACACCUCGGCAGCGGUGGUGGCGGCGGCGGCGGCGGCGGCGCUGCGUCUUCGGGCGUGUCCGGGAACGACGGCGACUCGUUCGAGGAGCGCAGGCAAAAGUUGUUUGCCAUUGAGAUCUUGGAUGAUCCCGAGAAGUUGGCCAUGUAUGCCUGCAGUCGGGGAGAUAGCAUCCCUGGCACCCGCCUUCACUUCACACGCAUCCUGUGCGGCCUGGACCAGGAUGCGGGGCCGCAGCAGCAGGACCCCCGCAAGGCUUCGUCCUCGCGACGGGACCCUCGUCGUAGGAGCGCGGGCGGAGAGCGGGUUGGUCGACACUAG
Colletotrichum truncatum is the source of this 567-nucleotide messenger RNA. RefSeq lists its product as uncharacterized. Lineage: Eukaryota; Fungi; Ascomycota; Sordariomycetes; Glomerellales; Glomerellaceae. The record is from RefSeq and is a predicted model, not a curated record.